CGCCGCCGGCGCCGCCCGGCCCCGCUCCCGCUGAGCCCUGCGCGCCCCUCGCCCUGCAGCAUGAGCGGCGGCGGCUCCUCGGCACCCGGCCGCUUCGCCGACUACUUCGUCAUCUGCGGGCUGGACACCGAGACCGGGCUGGAGCCGGACGAGCUCUCCGCGUUAUGCCAGUAUAUUCAGGCCUCUAAAACCCGAGAUGGUGGCAGCCGUUUCAUUUCAAGUGCAACAGAAGGGGAAAACUUUGAACAGACUCCGUUAAGACGCACAUUUAAAUCCAAAGUUCUUGCUCGCUAUCCUGAGAAUGUUGAAUGGAACCCUUUUGACCAGGAUGCAGUGGGAAUGCUGUGUAUGCCUAAAGGGCUUGCUUUCAAGACACAAGCAGAUUCCAGAGAACCUCAAUUCCACUCCUUUAUUAUUACUCGUGAAGAUGGCUCGCGGACAUUUGGAUUUUCUCUCACGUUUUUUGAGGAAGUCACUAGCAAACAGAUCUGCAGUGCAAUGCAGACGUUGUAUCAUAUGCACAAUGCUGAAUAUGACAUCCUUCAUACUCCACCCACCAAUGACAAGGAGAGCUGCAGCAGUGCUGGGGACUGCAAUGGCACCUCUGUCUCAAAGCUACAGCGAUUUAACUCCUAUGACAUCAGCAGAGACACACUCUAUGUCUCAAAGUGCAUUUGUCUGAUUACCCCAAUGUCUUUCAUGAAAGCUUGUAAGAAAGUUCUAGAACAACUUCACCAAGCAGUGACUUCACCUCAGCCACCGCCACUACCUUUAGAAAGCUACAUCUACAAUAUUCUCUAUGAGGUUCCUCUUCCUCCAGCAGGAAGGUCAUUGAAAUUUUCAGGUGUUUAUGGACCAAUUAUCUGCCAGAGGCCAAGCACCAAUGAACUACCAUUGUUUGAUUUUCCUGUUAAAGAAGUUUUUGAAUUGCUUGGAGUAGAAAAUGUGGUUCAACUUUUUACCUGUGCCCUUUUGGAGUUUCAGAUACUGCUUUAUUCACAGCAUUAUCAGAGGCUGAUGACAGUGGCAGAGACCAUCACAGCACUAAUGUUUCCAUUUCAGUGGCAGCAUGUGUAUGUUCCUAUCCUUCCAGCAUCCCUCCUUCAUUUUCUAGAUGCUCCUGUCCCUUACCUCAUGGGCUUGCACUCUAAUGGACUGGAUGAUAGGUCUAAACUGGAACUUCCUCAAGAGGCUAACCUGUGCUUUGUGGAUGUAGACAACCAUUUCAUUGAGCUGCCAGAAGACCUACCCCAGUUUCCAAAUAAACUUGAGUUCAUUCAGGAAAUUUCAGAGAUACUGAUGGCUUUUGGAAUUCCACCUGAGGGAAACCUGCACUGCAGUGAAAGUGCCUCCAAGAUGAAGAGCCUCAGAGCAUGUGACCUGGUUUCUGAUAAAAGAAAUGGGAACAUAGCAGGAUCACCUCUGAAUUCCUAUGAGCUGCUAAAGGAAAAUGAGACUAUUGCAAGACUCCAAGCACUUGUUAAAAGAACAGGUGUGAGUCUGGAAAAGCUGGAGGUGCGAGAAGAGACCAGUAGCAAAAAGGAUCUUAAAAUUCAGUGUGAUGAAGAAGAAUUCAAGAUUUACCAGCUGAACAUUCAGAUUCGGGAAGUUUUUGCCAACCGCUUCACACAAAUGUUUGCAGAUUAUGAAGUGUUUGUCAUCCAGCCCAGUCAGGACAAGGAAUCCUGGUUUACAAACAGAGAACAGAUGCAAAACUUCGAUAAAGCUUCUUUCUUGUCCGACCAGCCUGAACCUUACUUGCCCUUCCUCUCAAGAUUCCUGGAGACCCAGAUGUUUGCAUCCUUCAUUGACAAUAAGAUUAUGUGCCAUGAUGAAGAUGACAAAGACCCUGUUUUGAGAGUUUUUGAUUCUAGGGUGGAUAAAAUUAGGCUGCUGAAUGUCAGGACACCGACUCUGCGCACAUCUAUGUAUCAAAAGUGCACAACCAUUGAUGAGGCUGAGAAAUCUAUUGAAUUAAGGCUGGCAAAAAUAGAUCACACUGCAGUUCACCCACACUUGCUGGACAUGAAAAUUGGACAAGGGAAAUACGAGCUUGGAUUUUUUCCUAAGCUUCAGUCUGAUGUUUUAUCCACUGGCCCAGCAAGCAACAAGUGGACAAAGAGGAAUGCUCCUGCUCAGUGGAGGCGCAAGGACAGACAGAAGCAGCACACAGAGCACCUGCGUCUGGACAAUGACCAGAGAGAGCACCUGGACUUUUCCAUGUCAGAGCUUCAGUUGCAGUUAUGUUUAGACUGGGACCAGCAUGAUUGGCCCUUCAUGCCUUCUAUAAAAUCUGUGUCAGAGCAUUACCUGAAAUACAUCCAAGAGGCCAGGAACCUGGGCAGCACCAUCCGACAGCCCAAGCUCUCUAACCUCUCUCCAUCAGUAAUUGCACAAACAAACUGGAAGUUUGUAGAAGGCUUGUUGAAGGAAUGCAGAAAUAAGACUAAGAGGAUGUUGGUUGAGAAAAUGGGUCGAGAAGCUGUGGAGCUUGGUCAUGGUGAAGUAAAUAUCACAGGAGUGGAGGAGAACACCCUGAUAGCCAGUCUGUGUGACCUCCUAGAAAGAAUAUGGAGCCACGGUCUGCAAGUCAAACAGGAUAGAAGCUGUACUGCUUUCGUCUUAGAAGACAGAGCAUCAGUAUACUCUGCUUCAACCCAGAUUUGGGCCUUUCAGACCACCAGACGGCCAACCCUUCAUAAGGGAAAGUCUGCAUUGUGGUCUCAUCUGUUACAUUACCUAGAAAACAGACAAAGAAGAACCACAUCAGGCAGCUUCAGUACCUCAGGAAUACUUCUCGAUUCAGAAAGACGAAAGUCUGAUACAAGUCCAGCCAUGUCACCUCUCAGAAUCUCUCUCAUCCAGGAUAUGAGGCAUAUCCAGAACAUAAGUGAGAUCAAAACAGAUGUUGGCAAGGCCAGAGCCUGGGUUCGCCUGUCUAUGGAAAAGAAGUUGCUUUCUAGACAUCUGAAACAGUUGCUUUCAGAUCAUGAACUCACAAAAAAACUCUACAAGCGUUACGCAUUCCUCCGCUGCGAUGAUGAGAAAGAACAGUUCUUGUAUCAUCUCCUCUCAUUCAAUGCCGUUGAUUACUUUUGCUUUACCAAUGUUUUCACAACAAUCUUGAUACCAUACCAUAUAUUGAUUGUUCCCAGCAAGAAACUUGGUGGCUCAAUGUUCACAGCCAAUCCUUGGAUCUGUAUUUCGGGAGAACUGGGUGAAACAGGAGUCCUGCAGAUUCCCAGGAAUAUAUUAGAAAUGACUUUUGAGUGCCAGAACUUGGGAAAACUGACCACAGUGCAAAUAGGACAUGAUAAUUCAGGGCUGUAUGCCAAGUGGCUUGUGGAAUAUGUUAUGGUCAGAAAUGAAAUAACAGGGCAUACUUACAAGUUUCCCUGUGGAAGGUGGCUUGGGAAGGGAAUGGAUGAUGGCAGCUUAGAGAGGAUCCUGGUGGGAGAGCUGCUGACUUCGCACACUGAGGCUGAUGAGCGGCAGUGCCGAACCCCUCCCCUGCAGCAGUCUCCAAGCAUGAUCAGGAGAUUUGUCACUAUCUCACCAAACAAUAAGCCAAAGCUAAAUACUGGUCAGAUACAAGAAGCUAUUGGUGAAGCUGUUAAUGGUAUUGUCAAGCAUUUCCACAAGCCAGAGAAGGAGAGAGGCAGCCUGACCCUGCUGCUGUGUGGAGAAAGUGGACUUGUUUCAGCUCUCGAGCAAGUGUUCCAGCAUGGAUUUAAAUCACCGAGACUCUUCAAGAACGUCUUCAUUUGGGAUUUUUUAGAAAAAGCACAAACAUACUAUGAGACCCUUGAGCAGAACGAGAUGGUCCCAGAAGAAAACUGGCAGACAAGGGCCAGGAAUUUCUGUCGCUUUAUCACUGCUAUCAACAACACCCCAAGAAACAUUGGGAAGGAUGGCAAGUUUCAGAUGCUGGUGUGUCUUGGAGCCAGAGACCACCUUUUGCACCACUGGAUCGCCCUGCUUGCAGACUGCCCCAUUACAGCCCAGAUGUAUGAGGACAUAGCCCUGAUUAAGGAUCACACGCUGGUGAAUUCUUUGAUUCGGGUGCUGCAGACCUUGCAGGAGUUCAACAUCACCCUGGAGGCAUCUCUUGUCAAAGGAAUCGACAUCUGACCUCCUGUCCCACAGGAAAAACUGUCUUUACAAACACAAAAAAAAAGCAACAAGGAGUGAAUCUCAUUAGUAUGCAAAGUUCUGUCUUGCCAGUACAUUGUAUCGUGAACUUGUUCAUGGCCCAAAAAUGCAACUUUGACUUUUCUUGAAGGAAACUCCAGAAAAAGUACAGGCAAAUGGAUAGAAGCUGUAAACUCAAUGUAAAAAAGAGGAUUUUGGUAUAAAUCUAUUUUAGAGUUUAUUUGCUGAUUUGCUUUUUACACACUUUCAUGUGAAAGAGAUAGAGAUGAGUAUUGUGCAGCUUAUUUUAAAGCUGCAGUAUUUCCUUGCCAUAGAAAAUGUGCAGUGAGCCUUUCAGCAUUCUGUGAACUUGCCUUCAGGUAUGCUGUAUGUCAUAGACCCCAGUGUAUACACUCCAUUUCUGCUGAGAAGGUCAUUCUAUAGUUUUUAAACUAAUAUUUUAUAUAUUAACAUUAUUACCAAUGUUUGAUUUUUAAGGUGUUGGGUCAUGUUCUGCUGCAAGGGAACUACAGAUCUGAUCUGUGCUUUUAAUAGCUCCAAAGCACUGAUUUGUCAACAAUUAUUUUUUCCUUUAUUUUUGUUGUCAGUAUUAUUUUUAGUGAAAUCCAGGAGACUGAACCGUGAAAUGUCCAGAGAUAAAAGUAAUAUUUUUCAUAUUGGUACGUAAUUGCACAGAAGAAGAAAUUAAGUCUGUUUUUUAACUGAUGUUUUCUAUUUAUUUAACCUAUCAUUGUGUUUUGUAAGUUUGUCUUAAAAAAAAAUCUUCUAUGAUACAACUGGCUAUAUUAUGUUGCAAUUCAGAAUUUACAGUGUAGCCCACUUAAAUGAAAAACCUGGAAAUAUUGUUCAUAACACAAGAACAUUUCCACUUAAACCAGCCUUUUGAAGCUUGGUGUAUAUGGUUGCUGCUGGUAAUUCUCUUAACUGCUAAUAAAGAGGGACAGGAGUUCCCCAGAUGCCAGAUGACUAAAUAAAGAUCUUUAUGCCCCAUCUGAAGUAAUAACAGUAUACCUUACUAACAAGCAUAAGGAUUUCUUAAUGUUUCUGAGAAGAAAGUGGUAUUAAGUUUUUUCCUUUUGAGUGCAUAUGUCUUGGAUCCCAUUGUCACAGUCUGCUUCAUUUGGGAUGCUUUUGUUUUUAGCAAAGAAAGUUUAAUCCAUUUCUGCUAUGAAACACAAACAUUUUGAAAGCUUAAUUUAUUAGAGAUCUGGAACUUGGCAAAUGCCUAAAGGCAUCUCUGUUCAUUUGAAUCCUCUGAUAAAAAUCUCUUUGAAAUGAAUAUGUGACUUAAGAACAGGCUGAUUUAUCAGCAUCACAAAUUACUGUACAGAAGUUCAGGGCUGUGUAUUUAAGAGGUCUCCACUGUAUAAACUUAUCUCAGUAUUGUCUCUCUUUAGAGAAGCACAGUCCAAGUUUUUUGGUUCAUACAAUAUUGUAGCACUUUUACUUUACCUACAGCUUAGUCACAUCUUGUGAUAGUUUUAUUUCCAUAAUUUAUGAGUAUAGCACAUGUAUUAAAUUUUUGACUAUUUUUACUUCUGUCCUAUUUAUUUCACUAUUAAACUGAGAAGUUCCUUUGUCACUACUUAUCAGAGCAAGAUUCUUCUUUGAUUUCACAGUAGCAUUAGGAAGAUGUGAGGGUAGUCUGAGCCACUCUUCACAUGGGGUGGGUGCAAAUUCUUUCACAGCUUACAGGAGCAUUUCACAGGAGUAUUCUCUGUGUGUGCAGGGUUGGUUUUGUUAGUGUUUUUUAAAAUUUUUCUUCCCUCUUUGGAAGGGCAAAGAAAAAAAAAACAGUUUUACUGCAUUCUAAUAAUUUCAUAUGUUCAAUUUAAUAUGUUAGGAUAGUCUUUUUACACCUGCCCUAAAUUGUUUAUGCAUUAAUAAUAGCAAAAAAAAAUGGUCUAUUUUGGUGGGUUUUUUUGUUGAUUUGUUUGGGUUUUUUGUUGUUGUUUUUGUUUCAGCUGUUUUGAAAUUUACUUUACCAGGGCUUAUUAAGUAAGACAGAAAGGUUCUGUAUUUUGACCUUAAUAGUUGAGCUGAUCCUGUUAAAAGCAUCUAUCUCAUAGUAUUAAGGGUGGAUUAAUUUUAUCUUGUAUGAGGUAAUUUUCCUGAACUAAAGUUCUUUUUUUAUCUUUUUUUUUCCUUCCUUACACAAGUUUACCUAGUGAGAUGCUAUACCACUGGCCUAAUGGCUGUUUUGGUGUGGAUUGUUUUGCCCUCAUUAGGACAGUUGGAAAUCCCUGGGAUGGGCAGGGGCUGGGAUUUGGUGAUUGCCAAGGGGGAGCUCCUUGGCUGGCUCGUGGGGAUGAUGCUGCCCAUCAGUGAGAGCACCCUGAGUGCAAAAGGAAGAGACAGAGAUCCUCUUCCAGCUCCUAGGUUCCUUUAUUCUCACAGCAAAAGCCAGUUUGAGGUAGACCUUCCUCCUCCUCUCACAGGGGGGCUGUGCUUAAUCCUUUUAGGGUUCCAAGCACUUUCUGCUGUGGACUUCCAAGUCUGGAGGGAUUUGCUCCACUGACAGAACAGUAGAAGGUUCUGAGAUGCAGCAGAACUAAAGCUGGUUUUGUUAGCUCCAAAGGCAUCCAAGGAAGAGCAAGAUGGUUAAAUGCAGCCUGUACAGGAUUUUGGGAAGAGAUUUGGCUGGCAUGUGUGAGAACAGCCCAGGCUGCAGGAGCAGCCACAAUCCCACCACUCUGCAGUGCUCACCUCACACCCACCCACUUCUCCCAUGGCUGUUCUAGCAGCAGUCCCACAGGAUAAGGUUAGGAUCCAGCAUUUGCUCUUGCCAUGCCAUUCUGCUGAACUUUAUAGGAACAGUGUAGUCAGCACCUUUUUAUCCAGAGCUUUGUAAAAUCUUUCUCCCUUUGUUCAGAGUAAUGCAGUUUUAACUUUUUUUCCUGUUACUUUUCCAAAUUAAAGGGACAGGUUUGGUAGGUACAGUUAUUGUUCUGUUGUUCAGUGUGGAUUUUUUGGUAACAGUUAAUGAGAAAAUAAAAUCUUUAUAACAGCACACGUUCAUUCUGGAGAGAGAAAUGCAGUGAUUAAAAAGUAAGCAGUUCAUCAUGCAGUGAUGAAAAUACAUACUGCUAAACUGGCCAAACAUGUUUACAGGGUCAUACCUGAUUUGAGAAGAAAAAUUAGGUUAUCACCUAUCAGUUAUUUAGGCUUCUUUGGUAAAUGCUACAGUGAUACUUUAUACAAAAAGAAAAUGCAAAUUAAUAAAGACUUGGUUUAAAUGUAAUUAAAUACUAUGAUGGUAAGUUUAUACAAAAAAAAAAAAGCCUUUACCUGCCAUAAACUUUAACCACCUGAUAUUCUGUAGCUGAAAACAUAUUCAUGAACUGGAGACUAUUCCACAACUUUUUCCAUUACAAAGAGUAUUUUUCAAACUGUUCAAAUGGGACUUACUAGUUGGAUGACCCAUACUUUUUAUGUGUUUUAAAUUCAUUAAUAUGUUAAGAUUUCUGCAGUGAAAUGAUUCAGAUUUAACAUUUUCUGUAUAUUGUCAAAUGAAUUUUGUCCGUAGUGAAGAGACUAUAGGAUACUUGAAAAUACUUGAAGAAAUUGUACACGUACUUCACAUCUUUGUAGCUGUUUAUUUUAUACCUAGAGAUUGGCUGUUAAACUGAGAUAAAGCAUCAAUACCUUAUAAACUAUAUAUUUUACUACAUGGGGAAA
Lonchura striata (white-rumped munia) is the source of this 7830-nucleotide messenger RNA. NCBI's taxonomy places the organism in Eukaryota, Metazoa, Chordata, Aves, Passeriformes, Estrildidae. The record is from RefSeq and is a predicted model, not a curated record.